AGGAUUUAGAUCACUUAGAUUUGUUGCGGUUUCUAAAAAGGGAGGCUGAGACGGCUGAUGCAUCCUCACCUUUAUCUUUAGAGGACUCAAAGGACGACCUGAAUCGGAAAGACAACCUGUUUGAGAAGUUCCUAGCCGUAUUACGUAAAAGCAUAGAAGGCGAGCGCGUUUUCCGUUUCUUAGACACGAGGGCUCAACUAGGUUUGUAUGACGAUGAAAGGCUAGGUCAGCUCUCAAACUGGGAACGAGUGGAGAGAUUGGUGGUGGAGGAGGACGCGGAGAUCUCUGAAAAUAAGACAAACACUGAACUACAUGCACAUGCAGACCAAGAUGGAAUUGUCCACUAUGUCCAGGAAGGACAAUAUUUGUGGUGGCCAGUCACAGCACGGCGAUUGGCAAGGUCGCAUACGCAAACACUAGAGCGGACUGUGGAUUCAUUAAGUAGAAACGUAGUUCGUUUGCUCGUGUAAAUAGAACGAAAAAUGUAGAAGCAAGAGAAGUUCCAAGGUCUUCUUUACCCCUUCGUUCAAGUCUAUAUGAACUUUAGACUAUGGACUUAAAAAGGAGUUGUCAACAGCAGGUGCUCUAAUCUCAGUGCCACCCGAUUAUCACGGGCAAAACGCUUUCCACCAAAAGCCUGUUGACACGUCUCUAGCGCGUGCAGUUUCAUAUGGGGAUCCGACAGCUGCACAGUUAGACGAAGAGCAGUCGGACAUGGACUUGCUGCAAAAACUCUCGGCUUUGCAAGAUGGCCCUCCAGGAGGAAAAGGCCUUCCACCAAUACAGUCCCACGAAAGUCUGGUAGCUCUCCAAGAAAGUCUCUCUGCACCGCAAGGAGUCCCACGAGCAUGGAAUCGGCAAGCAUUCAAUUAAGGCUUGAUCCAAUGCAUAGUCAUUCAAUUAUAAGGCGGUCUCCGCAUGUAAGAUAUGAGAAGCAGAAUUCUUUCUUGUUUAUGAUUCCCUCUUUCGGAAGAUUCUGGAAAAAUAUUAUUAAGGGAGGCAUCUUCUAUUUUAAGGAUAAUAUGGGACGAUGACGAGGGUGAACUACUGUUUUGAGCUCUACUAAUCCAAAGUUUACGUGUACGAUGUGGACGAUCCGUUGUACUAUCCAGAACUACCUCUUCUGACUCGCGGUGGACAUUUCUGCCGAGAUGUGCAGUGGGGUCACGAAGUCUUGUUGCAUCAGUUCUUCCUGUCUUGUGCCUGCCGAACGUUAAUCCCUGAGGAAGCAGAUUUCUUCUUCGUUCCGCAGUAUUCGGCUUGCCAUACGCAGAUCGGGACGUUUAACUACACGGUAUCAGAGCAGCUGUUGGAGCAAUUGGUGCCGAAGUUGGCCUAUUUUCCGUUUAGUAAUGGUAGAGACCACAUAUUCGUUUUUAGCGGAGGAGAAGGCGCGGACGGACCAAUGCGGAGCUGGCGAGACUACAUUGCGGAAAGCAUUUUUAUCAUGUUAUGCUGCCAAUCGAUAAUUGUAAUUUCUAGCUGGAUCAUGAUAGGUGGAUCAGUGAACUUGAGUAGAUCAAAGCCAAUCAUCAGCCUCACCAUGAUGGGUAGAUAGGUAAAUAAGUUGACAUGAAAGAAACUACCCAACUACCAACGAACCUGUAAGCCAUGAUUGUCCAGAAAGUCCACAUUAUAUUCUAAUCUCAAACGAACCCGAGUUGUGGAAUUACUUCGAGGAGUGGCAGACCUCUGGAAGCUACAACUUCGCCAAGGACAUACUAGUGCCGCCACUAGUGCAUGCGCGAGAGCUCGGCGUUCAACUCGAGUUGAACCAAAGUCCCGCGGAUCGUUUGUAUCUUAUGGUUAGAGUAGUUAGAGUUGAACCAAAGUCCCGAGGAUCGUUUGUAUCUUAAGACUUCUAACCCCCGUAAUAAAUUAGAAGCUGCAUUUCACGGUGAAUAACAGUUGCAAGGUCCUCUAAGCUAGUUUACUAGAGCUUCUAUGUGAUCCAGCUCCUUAGAAAGUUCAGCUUGAACGUCCAUCUUAUGGAGCGACCACAUGACGUAAUGCAUCUUGAGGCUGAGCAGCAUCUAUGGCUUGCUAUCUUGUUGAUGCAAGAAAGGGAAAAGGAAUACUAGGUUAACGAAAAUGCAUUUCGCGAUGAAUAACAGUAGCAAGGUCCUCUAAUCGCCGUGGAGAUUUUAUCGGCUGGAAUCGGAGAAUUCAUAAGGCUUUGGGUGGCGGUGAGGGGCCGCGAGGGGCGUUGCUAAGAUGGAUGCGGGAGGACAGUGACAAGUCUAUAGAUGGUGAGACGUUUGCUCACCCAGAAUACACAGAUCUGCACGUGGCACAGGACGUUCCCGCUGAAGAAGGCCUCAUCGGACAGGGAGGAAGCUUGUUUUGUUUAUGUUGAAAUUUGAGGAUCGAAGAUUAACAUUAAUGUCUGAUACCGAUACCGCAUGAGAAGAAAAAAUCUUAACCUCACCUCUAAUCGUCUGAAUUUGUUACAACGAAGCUACUCACUCUUACUUAAUACAAUUCAAUAUUUCUCCUCUUACUUACAUCAUGCGUCACCUCUAAUAUGCUUUAUCCCUCGCGGCAUCAGUGGCUACACAACGCGUUUCGUUCGCGCACUCUUCGCUGGCUGUGUCCCCGUCCUUUUGUCGGACCUGUAUGAGGUUCCGUUCUGGCCCUUGUUUCAGCAGCUUUUUAACAGCGAAAACGGUCCGUUUUUGAUCAAGUGGCCCAUGCGGUUGAUGGAAGAAAGGGAACUCUUGCGCGAGGACGACUGGAAUCUGAUUUUGCCACUGCAAUUGCAUUAAGGCUCAUUUUUGUAAGUCUUUUUUGUAAGUCAUUUUUGUAAGUCAUUUCUCACCGACGUUAUUUGCUUCUUAGGAUUCGUUCUGAGAAAGUGUCAGUCAUGUUGGGAGCAAGAAGUGAAACACUUUCUUGCUGGGCUCUAACUGCAGACGUCUUCUCACCACUUCAACAUGGGUGAACACGAACACCCUCAACAAGAGACUUCUUCCUCAGAGCAUGAACGCCACCUAGGCCAGACACGACACCUAGGCAUACAAAGGAAGAGCCUCUUCGUAUUUCGAGAAGACGAAGUGGAAGCCGUGAAAACGAUUUCAGAGUCCGAGGACGUACGUGCUCAAGUUGAUGAGCGCAGCCAUCUACGAUUUGCUCCUCAGGGGACUAAAAGAAACAAAACCACGCGACUGCGUCUCAAAGAAAAUGUUGAUUUUUCUGGUACGGCAGGGACAGUACUUGGUAACUCAACAUCUUCGCCGACCAGCAAAGAAAAUGAAGGUCAAACAAAACUUCUACCUACAUUAAGGCUUACAGCAAUUCAUCUUGAGAAGCAUCUUUGACAGCUUUCCUGAGGGGAAAGCGCGUCAAAAAUGCUCUUCAGGAUGAAUAUUUAUAAGUAGUAACGUCUAACUUGUACACCUCUACCUCUUCCUCUGCGCAAGCACCGUCUUCUCUCCCUCGUAGAUUAUCUGCGAUCGUUCCUGGAUACUGCGAUGUUUGAC
Molecule: messenger RNA, 3479 nt
Organism: Amoebophrya sp. A25
Lineage: Eukaryota; Dinophyceae; Syndiniales; Amoebophryaceae
Source: the annotation of a GenBank genome assembly